Messenger RNA from Styela clava, 1631 nucleotides. RefSeq lists its product as uncharacterized. The record is from RefSeq and is a predicted model, not a curated record. NCBI's taxonomy places the organism in Eukaryota, Metazoa, Chordata, Ascidiacea, Stolidobranchia, Styelidae.
CUCGGAUAUUUGAAUGCUUUAGCUUCGCGAUAUAAAGUCUAAACCAGGGAUGCACAGCUCAGGAGACGUCAUAAGUUCGAACAGGGCACGUGAAUGGUUUGAUAAUAUUAAUGGUUUGAUAAUUCGUGUAUUUAUCAUAAAUCCGUAUAACUCACGUUUAUAUCGAAAUAAACUUACCAUGUUCAUUCAAACAUUGCUAGUUCGUUCCUGUUAUCGGAAGGUAGUAUAAGGACAAGCUUGGUAUUUUGGAACCGAUAAAACAUUAUCAAAUAUGAAUAUUUCUUACAAAUUCUUUUCUUCACACGUUUGUCGAAUCUGUCAUCGGUCAAUCAAUUGGGAACCCAAAUCACCGGUCUCCAUCGCUUCGGCCAGUCGUCUGUAUUCAGGCUCACCAUCACCGAAAAAUUCAAAAUCGGAAGACAAUCGCUCGAAAGAAAAAUGGUGGUCAAUAAGCAACGAAUGGAAGAUUAUUACGACCAUCGGGAUUGGAAUCGCGUCAUGGUUUGUUAAUGCGAAACAAGAUAGAAUCCACAGUAGGAAGCAAAUGAAAAUGAAUUUGGUUAGCAGCCAGCUGAAAGAACUUUAUGGGCCUUUGUACGGCAACCGGAUUGUUGCCGAAACGUCUUAUCGAGCAGCCAUGAAAGAAUAUGGAGGAUUGCGAAAUUAUCUUGAACAAGCUAGAAAGGAAAGGGACGCUGAGAUGAUUAAAAGAUGGAGGUCGUAUGUUUGGACUGUUCUCUACCCGUUGGAUGAGGAGGCUGUGGAUAUAAUAUGCAAACACGCCCAUUUGAUUGCAGAGAAGGAUUUUCCGGAAGAGUUUGACACAUUUUUGAAACAUAUUGCACGCAUGCGAUUUGUUAUGGAGCAAUGGAAAAAUGAAAAAGGAAACUUGGAAUCAACGAAAGAGUUCACGGAGGAUGACUUUCUUGAGGAUACAAAUUCGUCCGGAAUUGGUGGAAGCAAAUCUAUGAUCAAUCAUCUCCAACUGAAAUGCAAACAUUUGAGAAAGCAGCAACAAGAAUACGUAGAAGAUAUAAGUGUAGAUAAUUUGACUCUAGGAAUGUUGAAUAAGAUUAAAAUUUGAAUGGUCCGGUGUGAAAACGACGUGAAAUUGUAUUUUUUUUUACCCCAGAUCGUUUUUAUGAUCAUCUACAGCUUGCCUAAUCGUUGAGAUUUUGCCCAAUAGCCUGUAUAAUUUGCGCAAUCCUAUCGUGUUAUUAUACUAUUAUACAGUUAGUUGCUGUGUAACAAAGUAUAAGAUGGUAAAUGGUGACUGUCAUUGGUGCACUGGUUGCGUCACCCCUAUACAUUUUCUCGUAUUUUAUUUACUCGAAUAUUUGAUUUUUUACGAAUCGCAUAUGUAAUAUGACAUUGCUUUUAGAAUAAAAUAUACUCUAUACACAUUAUUUAUCUUAAACACAAGUACGAUAUGAACAAUCAUGAUUACACACUAAGUCACAAUUUGAGGUCAAAUGCCUAUGGAUUUUAUGUGUCUAUUACCUAUCAUAGGGAAUAUAUUUAGGUUAAAUCGAUAUUGUUGUUUUCUGAUUAUUUAAAAAAAUAUUGGAUUGUGGGCUUUGUAUUUACGUAUAGUUGAAUAUAUAUAAUAAAUAUACCAUCACUUGUAGUAA